GGCUGCGCCUCGGUCACUCCCAAUCAUCUGGGCACGCGACAGCCACGACACGCACUGUCAGCCGGUGACGUAGCGCGAGGUUGUUGUAUAUCACGAUGCCAGCUUCCCCGCGGAUGCAAUUCCGAUACGUCAAAACAACAUCACUCGAAUUUCAUACUUUGUCGAUCAAGUUCUGCUUAACCAAUCAUAUCAGUCAUGGCUACUACCAACCAGUCGGCACAGUUCCAGGAGCCUCCAACGGAUGGGCUACCAGGGGCUACCAGCACCACCUCCCCUUCUGUCGACAGCACCGCGCCUUCGCAUGACAAUAUCGACCUUCAAUUUCAAGAGCCAAUUGUCCCAGAGGCAUCGACAUCUACCUCUACAUCCACUGACGAUGAUGAUAACUCGCUCCACAAGACUACUACCGACAAGCUCAAAGAUGCAGUAAAGAAGCCAUUUGGCAGUUCAGACAACUGCUCCAACCCGCACACACUAGGCAAGAAGGAGAUUACCAGUCCCGAGAUGGCAGCUGCGAAUGAGGUACUUGCAGCCAAGGAUCUCAAGUCGCCCUAAGCAGUGUGGCGGUGGAGGCAAAGGGAAACAAAUAAAGCGGGUAAGUGAAAUUGUUGCCUGAAGUUAGGAACGCCUUUGCAGGGGAAGAAGCAAUGGUGCUACAGGAGCAGCAGACAUUCUUUGUGUACGAGAUGAUUGCGCAACGGAGUUACGGUAUUUCAUGACCUGGUCGUCAGUAGUCACCUGAUAGCAAACUUCUAUUACGUCAAACUUCCACAGCACCUGUUACUGACAUGUAUGAGGGUCUCAUAGACCACAUCUUAGAUUUAACAAUACAGAGCAGUUACACAUGCGGACAUGGGUAUGUAGAAUAAUAGACAUGUAUUCAAAGUCAAAAUGGGUAUGUACGAAGAUGCAAACAUGCCUCAACCUUCAGCUUCCUUCUCACCCAAACC
Molecule: messenger RNA, 950 nt
Organism: Alternaria rosae
Lineage: Eukaryota; Fungi; Ascomycota; Dothideomycetes; Pleosporales; Pleosporaceae
Exons: 3
Coding region: 196-555 (119 amino acids)
Source: RefSeq, a predicted model, not a curated record